AGCGCGGGCGGAAGUGGCUAACAGGGAAGCAUCUUGCAGGAACAGGAAGAACACUCCGGUUAGCUGAUGUCAACACACUCCUGAGCUACAGCUGGUUCGGUGGUUAGCUAGCUUAGCCUGUUGCCAACCACACGGUGACACUCGUGCUGCAGCUUUUGACACUUUGCACGUAAACACCCGCACUUUUUCUGUGUUGCUUUGAAUUAAAUGCGACUUUUUUCCGAGGAUGCAUGUGCAGAGAGUCGUUCUCAACUCACGUCCAGGUAAAGAUGGGGUGCCAGUUCCUGCAAAUUUCCGCCUGGAGGAGUCCACUUUGGCGCCUGACCUGACGGAGGAGGAGGCCCUUGUUCGGACGCUUUACCUUUCAGUCGACCCUUACAUGCGCUGCAGGAUGAACGAGGACACCGGUACUGGGUACCUGACUCCAUGGCAGCUGUCUGAGUGUGUGGAUGGUGCCGGCAUCGGUGUGGUCGAGUCCAGCCGCUGCAGCUCUUUCUCUGUGGGAGAUGUGGUCACUUCGCUCAACUGGCCGUGGCAGACCCAUGUUGUUAUGAAAGGAAGCGUCUUACAGAAGGUUGAUCCCCAGUUGGCUUGUGGGCACUUAUCCUACUUGUUGGGUGCAGUUGGCCUAACAGGCCUCUCUGCCCUGCUGGGAGUGAGGGAGAAGGGUCACAUCACCAAAGGGGCCAAUCAGACCAUGGUGGUCAGUGGGGCUGCUGGGGCCUGUGGCUCCAUAGCUGGACAGAUUGGCAGGCUGGACGGCUGUGUGAGGGUUGUUGGGAUCUGUGGAUCUGUUGAGAAGUGCAGAGCUUUAGUGGAUGAUCUGGGCUUCUCUGCUGCCAUCAACUAUCGACAGGAGGAUGUACCGGCAAGACUGAAGGAGUGCUGCCCUGAUGGUGUGGAUGUUUACUUUGACAAUGUGGGAGGUCCCAUCAGUGAUACUGUCAUAGCACAGAUGAACAGCGGCAGCCAUGUGAUCCUGUGUGGGCAGAUCUCUCAGUACAACAAGGAUGUGCCAUAUCCUCCACCUUUGAGCGAGGAGACACAGGAAACUCUGCAAAGCAAGAGCAUCACCAGAGAGAGAUUCAUGGUGCUCAACUACAUGAGCAAAGCAGACGCUGCCCUCUGUGAGCUCAGCCAGUGUGUUAAAUCAGGUCAAAUCAAGGUGCUAGAAACUGUGGUGAAUGGCAUUGAGAACAUGGGAGAUGCAUUUUGCUCUAUGAUGAAAGGGGGAAACAUUGGCAAACAAAUUAUAAAGAUAUCGGAGUGAGGAUAAUCACCACAGUUCCCAGCAACUACUACUCUCACCAGACACCUCGAGAAAUGAACCCACAGCUGCCUAUUCAUCACUCACUGCCAGUAAGGUAAUGAACAAGAGUAAGACACUGCAUCGCUUUGGUGCCAGUUGAUUACAAUUAUGAACCAGAAAUCAAAAAUCACAUCAUAUUCUCUCUUUAUGAUCCUGAGAAAAGUAAAAUAGAAAAGUAAGGAGUGUUUGAGAGUCUGAUAAGUUUUGAAUAUUAAUACUUUUUAAUAUAGAUUUAUAUAAAUCCAUGCUGCAGUAAAAAAUAAACAUAGAUUAAAUAGAUAUUUGCUUAUAAUAUCUAUAUUAUAAACACCCAGCAUUGCCAUUGUUUCAUCCUUGAUUGUGAUUUAAUUUGUGUUUUACUACUCAUGGAGUUAAACUAAAGAUUUUUGAGUAGAAUUAAUUUUAAUCUAAUAUUUUAUACGUUAGCUUACCGGCUGAAUCGCUUCCGCUACAAACAGGAGUUUACACUGUGAUGCUACAGCAGUUAGCUCCCAUUUAGAUUCAAUGAUUAACAUUGUUGUAGUAGCUUUAUUUGUAUGAAAAAGUUAGCUGCAGUUUAAUAGCUAACUAAAAAAGUGUUUUUAGUUAACGUACAUGACAUUUAUUUUAAUUAGACCUUUGGACUUUAUUUUGUUAUCUUUGACAAUGUGUUAGCUAAUUUUGUUUGCAUUAGCUUGCCAGCUAAAGCACUUAAGCUAGUGUGUGUGUUUAUACAGUGAUGCAGCAAUAAUAUUAUGUUUUAUUUCUUUAGCUUCUUUUCACACUUUAUUUUAAAUAAUAUAUUACAAAUUUUAUGAUUCAGAAAUUCCUUUAAAUUGCAUUUUCUCAGUGUGGGGGGUUCUGUGUAAAAGUACACAAAGUACAUGAUUUACUGUAAUGAACAUUUUUAUUCCACAGCACUAUAAACCAUUAACAAAAUAAAAGUUGUGGCUGGCUCUAAGUUCAGUUGUCACGAGAAAAAAAAAAUGUGGCGGGGAGGGAUCAUCA
Messenger RNA from Paralichthys olivaceus (Japanese flounder), 2296 nucleotides. RefSeq names its product prostaglandin reductase 2 (gene ptgr2). Lineage: Eukaryota; Metazoa; Chordata; Actinopteri; Pleuronectiformes; Paralichthyidae. Gene Ontology annotation, biological process: prostaglandin metabolic process. Gene Ontology annotation, molecular function: 15-oxoprostaglandin 13-reductase [NAD(P)+] activity. The record is from RefSeq and is a predicted model, not a curated record.